Schistocerca nitens (vagrant locust) is the source of this 460-nucleotide messenger RNA. RefSeq lists its product as uncharacterized. The transcript is spliced from 2 exons. NCBI's taxonomy places the organism in Eukaryota, Metazoa, Arthropoda, Insecta, Orthoptera, Acrididae. Bases 53 to 424 code for a protein of 123 amino acids. The record is from RefSeq and is a predicted model, not a curated record.
UGGUGUCCUCCUCCUAGUCGCCGCCGCAGCCGCAGUGGCCACUGGCCUCCCCAUGGUGGCGCCGCCUCCUGGCUUUGGCUGGGUGCGGCCGCAGCACGCUCUGCCUGUGGGACGAUCUCCACUGCUGCCUCGAUCUCGGCUGCCACACACGAUAUCCACCAUCGUGAGCGGCUACCCUGCUCCUGUACUACGUCCGGGGACUUCAUUCGAGCAGACAGCAAUCGCUGAAGCCUCGCUGAGUGCUGUGACCAAGAAUCGUCAAGUCGAGUCUGCUACGACGAUGGCUACCACGAGGGCCGCGGUGUCCCCCACAGCUGCCACGACGAGGCAGCAGGGCCUGCUGAGCUUCAUCAACGUGCCGGACAUCCCGUGUCCUGAGGGACAGCGGCGGGACCCCGCGGGAAACUGCCGGGACGAGUGGUAGAGCAGAGAUUCCUGGAACUGAGGAUUCCGAGAUUUG